ACAAAACAAAGAAGACAAACAAAAGGAAAAACAGGAGGAGAAAGAAGAGAACGAAAACGAGAGAAGAAAAAUGUCCCUUCCUUUAUCUUUACCAUCUAUCAUUCGUUGUUUAGUAGUGUCACACAUUAUUUUGAAACAGGUUAGGAACACUACAAAUAAAAGAAAAAAAGAAAAAGAAAAAAAAAACAGAACGAAAAUUUGCCUGUGACUUAUGUAGUGUUGGAAAUACUGCCAACACUCAGGGCAAAAGUUAAUAUCAAAACUGAAACAAAGCCGUGUUUUGUGAAGCGGUUUAGUAACAGGACAUUGGGAGAAAGCACGUUAGCUCACUUCAUAGUAAAACAGGUCCUGCAAGGCCAGGUAACUCAGGAAGCAGAGUGGUAAUUAUUCACAGAAGAAAGCCGGUAGUGUACUGUUACAAUACUACUGUAGCAAGUCAGAAGGUCGCUAGGCUUCCAGGGUAGCUGACACAGCCCGAAACUGCUUGGCCCCCUUUAAAAAGAGAGAAUAAAAUGGGAGAGAAUGAAGCUGGCUUACCUAACAUGUCUUUGCAAGGUAAAAAGAUGGCUUAUCAGAAGGUGAAGGCAGAUCUAAGAACCUCAGGACAUUCACAGUACUUAGACAAUGAUGAACUUCAAGCCACUGCCCUUGAUUUAGAGUGGGAUAUGGAGAAGGAACUGGAAGAGCCGGGCUUUGAUCAGUUUCAACCAGAUAGUGCUGAGCAUCAGAACUUGGGGCACUCUGAGACUUUGGACCUCCAUCUUGAUUCCAUUCAACCAGCAACGUCACCCAAAGGAAGAUUUCAGAGGCUUCAAGAAGAGUCUGACUGUGUGACCCACUACACAAGAUCUGCACCAAAGAACAACCACUGCAGUUUUUGCUACAUGUUAAAAAUACUGUGCAUAGCUACUACUCUAUUUAUUUUUGGAAUUAUAAUAGGUUAUUAUGCACACAUGAAUUGUCCUUCUGAUGCCUCACCAUCAGGAACAAAUAACCCUCAGUUAUACCAAGAUAUUCUGAAGACAAUCAAAGCAGAAGAUAUAAAGAAAUCCUUCAGAAAUUGGCUACAACUCUAUGACAGCAAGGAUGACAUGGAAAUUGCAAAGAAGAUUAAGAGUCACUGGAUUGCAUUGGGCUUGGAAGAUACACAGUUUAUAAACUAUUCCGUGCUGCUGGAUUUUCCAGGGUCCUCUCCAGGCACCAUCACUCUGAGCAGCACUGGCCAGUGCUUUUAUCCUGAUGGCCAACCUUGCAGGGAAGAAGCCAGAGGAGGCCACAGCCAAGAUCUGUUCUUCUCAUAUGCAGCCUAUUCUGCCAAAGGAACUCUCCAGGGUGAUGUCAUCGAUGUGAGUUAUGGAACUAUGGAUGAUUUAAAACGGAUUACAAAGUUGAAAAAUACUACAAAUCAAAUUGCACUCCUGAAAUUAGGAAAAUUACCACUACUGUAUAAGAUUUCCUUAUUGGAAAAGGCUGGGUUUGGAGGUGCGCUUCUCUACAUUGAUCCCUGUGAUGCAGCAGAGUCUUCAGUCCUUAGCUCUGAGCCUUUUGUGGUGACUCUGAAUCCAGGAGGAGACCCCUCUACACCUGGAUACCCCAGUCAUGAUGGAAGCUUUAGAAAAAGCCGAACAAACCUCACCUCCCUGCUAGUGCAGCCUAUCUCUCCAUCCCUCGUUAAAAUGCUCAUCUCUUUGCCAAAACUGAAAAUGGAUAAAGAUGCCUGCAGUCCUCUAGAGCUUCCACAUAAUGAAAAGAGAACUGUCAGUUUGCAGGUACAGACAGUCACACAGUUUAAAACAGUGUCUAAUGUUGUUGGAUAUCUAAGAGGCUUGACAUCACCAGACCGGUAUAUUAUAGUUGGCAGCAACCACCAUGCUGGAUACAGUUAUAAAGGUCAAGAAUGGGCCAGCAGUACUGCAGUAAUCACAGCAUUUAUUGAAGCUAUGAUGUUAAGAGUGAAGAAAGGAUGGAGACCAGAACGCACUAUUGUUUUCUGCUCAUGGGGAGGAACACCCUGGGGCAAAAUUGGCUCCUAUGAAUGGGGAGAGGAUUUUGUGAAGAUUCUACAAAAAAAUGCUGUGGCUUACAUUGGCCUUCAUAGCCCCAUCCGGGGCAACUCCAGUCUAUAUCCAGUAGUGUCUCCAUCGCUCCAGCAACUGGUUAUAGAGAAAAUUAAGUUCACGUGCAUGCAGAGAGCUCAGUGCCUGGGAGCCAAUGUCAGCUCUGUGCAGAUACAAGGUGAUGCUGAUUAUUUCAUCAACCAUCUUGGAGUUCCAACUGUGCAGUUUGCUUAUGAGGACAUCAAAACAUUAGAGGGUCCAAGUUUUCUCUCUGAGGCCAUUUUUCCUACACAUGCAACAAAAAUUGAAGAAGUGGAUCCGUCUUUCAGCCUCCAUGAAGCCAUUACUAAGCUCUCAGGAGAAGUAAUUUUACAAAUUGCCAAUGAACCAAUACUGCCCUUCAAUGCCCUCGAUAUAGCAUUAGGAGUUCAAAACAGCCUUAAAGGUAAUGAGCCUAGUGUUCCUCACCUGCUUGCCUUAGCAUCAAGACUGAGGGAAAGUGCAGAGCUCUUCCAGUCAGAUGAGAUGCGACCUGCUAAUGACCCAAAGGAGAGAGCUCCCAGCCGUGUCCGAAUGCUGAAUGACAUCCUUCAAGACCUGGAGAAGAACUUCCUGGUGCAGUGGGUACCACCAGGUUUUUAUAGAAAUAUCCUGUACCAUCUUGAUGAGAAGACAAACCAGUUUUCCAUUCUUAAGGAGGCUUGGGAGCACUGCAAUCCACAGACAUCAAAUGAGACUUUUCAAGAGGCCCUGUCCAAUGUGCUGAAUAGCAUUAAUUCAGCUCAUAUUUCCUUCAAAGUAGGACUGGAUGUGUUUGAGAGUGUCUUACUUGGAAAGAACUGAAAAAAAUGCUCAGACUUUUUCAAGAUUUGUUUACAAUUGUAACAGAAAAAGCUCUAAUUUGACCAGGUGUUUGUCUGUUUGUCUUGCUGUUUUUUAUUGUCACUGAAGACCUCCCUGAAGUUUAAAGCUAUUAUGCAAUGUAAUUUUUAAUGUAAAUGAGAGAGAACAUUUUGUACUUUUAAAAUAUUUUCUUAUAACUCCACUGGAGUAUGUAAUAACAAUUAUUGAAAUAAUACUUAUGAUUUAUCUAUUACAGAGAAAUAUGCCAUAUUUUUAGAAAUAAAACGGUUGCGAGGAGGUUAAGAUAUUCUUGGCAUUGUCACUACUGUGGACAGAAUGUGGAGGAAUGCCAGUAUUCUCUCUGAUGAAACCUCCAGGGAGUCUAAUGUAGACAUGGAGACCUGAUAAGGUUUUAGAUAAUUUUGCAAGUAUCUGUUCAAUGUUAAGCCAUGAUGCAUUCUGAAUGAGUGAUUGAUGCCCAAGACCACUUCGAAUGUUUCUAUUUUAUAAAUGAAGCCUGUCUUCUUAACACAACUAGAUGUAGUAAUACACUGGUUAUGAAAUUGUAUUUUGUAAGAAAUAAUGAAAAAAAAAAAGCCAUACGCAUUCCAAGGGGGAAAUUCCCAAGAAACUAGAUGGAGCAAUUUAAAUGUAAAUUCUUCCCAAAGUGACACAUUUUGAAACCCUUAAAUUGCCUCAGUUGAUGCUACAUGAACUUCAGCAGUGAUGUACAUUGACAAGGAAGGGAAUAUUUCCUACUUUACUUUCUGUGCUUUUUUACAGAAUUACAGAAACAGGAACUGUGCUAAAGGAGUACCACACAUGGCUGUCCCUUCCUACAUCUUCCUCACAACCUCUUGCUCUAAUGUCACUUUAACAGAACACCAUAUAACUAUGAUGGAAAAAUGGCAAAGCUUGUCUUUGAAAAUCCAAAAUAUCACCAAAUACAACUAAGUGUUGUUUUAUACAACUGGCAAAAUAAACUCUAUUAUAAAACAUAUGUUUGUUUUGUCAACAAAUACUCUAAAUUCAGAAAGAAAAUUUUAACAUCUCCCCCAUUUGUUAUCCUUUAUAGUGGCAAUGCUUUAUAGCAUUCCCCUUAUGCUAUCAAAAUUGGAGUGAAUUAAGGCCUGUUCACACACAGUUCUCUCAUGUAGGAGAGGGGCUUUGUAUCUUGACUUUGACAUCUAGUAGCUCCAGAAUCUUUAGUCCCUCUAAAGUGGAAGAUUCUGCCUAGUUGUGGACAAGUAAAACUUUUAUCCUACAUUUUUACAACAUAUUUGUUAAAAUAAUAAUUUUCUUGUAUUGGGUAAUGCAGUUUCCCUUUGGAAAGAGACCAUGAGAAUAGUUCCCUAACUAUUUCAAUCCUGAAAAAAUUGCCAUUGCCAUCCUGUGGUCUUCCCUAUUUUUUCUGUCUUUACUUCUUUAACAUAAAAGUAAGGUUAGUUAAAAAGGAAGCUAGAGUUGAGAGAAAAGAAUUAACCAUCAUUGGGUAAGUGAUUGGCAAGGACCAUCUCCCACCAUUAUUAGUGGUUGCUUUCUCAAAGCAAUGAACUGAGGCAAUUAUGUAAUUAAUUUUACAAUUCAAGCAGAAACACAUGUUUAUCUGAAGUGCCUAUGUACAAACAUCUUCAUAUGAUAAAUGAAAUAUCUUGUAAUAUUUUAAUGCAUGUAUUUAAUGUAAUGAUUUUAACUGUACUUGCUUGAGAACCUUAUGCCACAUUUUUUAAUAUGUAUACAAAGGCAUUUAGAAGGUUUGGCCCUGCCUACCCAGCACUGCCUCUUCUCCAUUAUCUUCAGAUAUCAGAAGAACAAAUGGGUUCAGAUAACCCAUACUGCAAGAGAGUCAAAACUCAUGUCAAAGAGUGUUUCAUACUGAAUCAAAGCUUAUGCAGUUCAUAGUAUGGAGUUGAAUUUGGUAGAUUAUCAUCUUAGAUCAAAUCUCUACAUUGUUUUAGUACAACAUUUCAAAAAGUAUUGAGAACAGAAAAUCACCAUUAAGGAUUUUGUAAAGACUAUGUACAUAGGUAAAGAAAUUAUAUAUGAAAUCUAUUUUUCUUCCUUCUAAAUUUAUUGUAUUUGUUCAGUAAAAUACAGUUAACCUUUGGCUAGUAUAUCCUAUUAGGUCAUUUAAAAGCCUGUAUAAAGUGUUUAAAUUAGAUUUAAAACAUACAUUCAUGAAUCCUGAAGAUGAUGCUUCAUGUUUUGAUUUUACCUAGCUCUGAUCUCUUACAACAUGUAUCGCAACUCUGACAUGUUUGUCUCAAGACAUUUUCAGAUGCGUAACAUGUUAACUUUUUGCAGAACUCCUUAGUAGAUACAAUCCUGAACAAGGUAGUGACAAGUGGUGUGUGAAUUGGUAGUACAUUCAAACUGAUACAAAGACAUCUAGGCAUCAAGUACCACUCAAAGUAGUUCAUGUAGAAAUAUGCCCAGGAGACAGCAAGUCAUAGAUAACCCAUUUAACCCCCUCUCCCCCACAAAAUAAAGCCUAUGCCACGAGCCUGUGUCCAGGCUGAAUAUCUGGGUAUAUUACUCCUGACCUGAGAGACAAAAGGGAGUCUGUCGGCCAAGAUCUAGGUCAAUGAUCUGGCUUUUAAUCAUAAAACCACCACUAUACAAAUCAGAUGCAGUACUGGAGCAAGAUGAAUGGGGAAAUGUGGACAUAGGCAUGUGUUCAGAGAGUGACUAAAGUCACCUGGAUUUUCAGGCUCUCAAUAUUCUUGUCCAGUGUACACUGUCCUCCCUUCGAGAAGGCAGAACUAUAGAUGACCUUUCCAGAGAAUUAGUUGAAAGUAGCCCCCAAGUCUGAUGCUGUUUUGAGCUUGGAACAGGAUUUUAAUGCCAGACAAGAUCCUAUGUUGAAUAUACUUGACAAAAAUGUUCCCAGAAUAUCCGGGCAAAUAGCACAAAGUCUGAGGAAUGACUGUAUAUGAUGCCAGAAGUCAGAAAGAAAGAUGCUGAGCAAAAUAUAACAGGGGUAACUGUUACCUGGAAACAGCAACAGUGUUGGUUUGAAGUGUGAAACUUGAGGAAGGAGUCUUCAGAAUAUUUAUUCUCAGAUUUGAUUGCAUCUAGUUUAAUGAUUUCUAAUCAAUAUUAAUCCUGUAUCCUGAUAAUACAUCCUUCUGAAACUCAUUAAAGUAAAAGAAAGGAAAGUCAAAUUAAUGAGGAACCCCAAAGAUUUUUCACAGUGAAAUCAUUAAAACCCCAAAUGAGGGACUGGAAAGAUGGUUCAGCAGAUAGGAACACUGACAACUUAAUCAUGAAGACUUGCAUUCAGUUCCAGCACCUGUCUGGGAGUACAUAAAUGCUUUCACUAAGGGAUUCAAUUCCCCAUGCCUAGUCUUCAAAUAUAUCACAUACACACAUUCACAUAUUAACAAACCUCAAACAAAAUAUAUUAAAUACAAAGAUGAUCUGUUAUAUCUGUAAAAGAGCUGUAAGCUGUAGCCGAAAUUCAUGACAGCUACGGACUAGACAUGGCUUACUUUUGUUCCCCUUAGUUGACUAUAUAGCAACCGAUUUAACAAGGAAGAACCCAGAUUUAAUGAGACAUCUUCAGAAUUUUCAGAUUAAUGAUGAUGAUGAUAAUAAUAAUAAUAAUAAAUGUUGUGUUGUUUCUUUCUUCUCAGAGGGAUCCUGUAAUAUCACCAAGGCCUUCUUUAUACCAGGUGCUGUAAAGAACAGUGUUUCUGUUUGAGAGCACAAUGUGAUGUAAGAUUUUGAGGUAGCCUAACACAUAAAAGAAGCCACAGCUAGAUCACCAGCAGCCUUUACUAGGAGCCAUUCAUCUGCAAAACACCUAAAAAGCAGCAUACAUAAUCUUCAAUAGCUAUAGUCCAUCUAAAAAAUGGUAUAUAUGUGUAAGCUUGAAAACAUCUAAAAAAGUGAAAACUAAGCACAGAUAUACUAUCAGGACAACUAGGCUUCAAGUUGUGAAACCAAGUACAAUGCACUAAUCUCAUAAUUUCCUAUCCUGAAUGUUUGUACAAUUCAUUAAGAAAACAACAGGUGCACUGAUUUUGGAAUGAAGCUAUAUAUCAGACUCUAAACCUCAACUUCUUAAAUAAACACAUAGCAUGUCACCAUUUUGUUUGCUAGAAAGAUAAGCUAUGCUUUCAGACUCAGAAAAACAAAAUAUUUGUUAUAAUUUUAUCCGUUGUGAAUCGGGAUCUUGCCUGAUUAAAAAAUAAAUUAUUUGCAGAAUAAAUUGGUAGAUGUAGUCACUAAUGUUCUCCAGAGACUCUCUGUGGUAUGUGUAAUUAAUUACUGAAAUAAUUAAGCUCUCCUUGAAGAUUACACAUUGCCAUCUCAUUGGUUUAACAUGUUACCAAAAUGUGGCUUGGCAACACAUUUUUGUAAUAGAAAAGAAUUGCUUUAAACUGCCAAUACAUAUGCUGAGUAGAAGGGAAAUGGUUUUUACAUAUUCCAAUAAAUUAUUUUCCAAUGUGUUAAUCUGAAAGACUGGGAAUUUAACUUAGGCAUGGGGGAACAAGUAUUUGCUGAGCUAUGCUUUCAAACUCAGAACUCUUGCAUGAGUUUAAAUUUCUAACACCAACAAAAAAAAAGGCUCAUUUUUUUUGAAUGGUAAACCAUUCUGAAAUCUAAAAGAGCAUUGAGAGUUCCAAGUACCCUAUCACGUAUGAAUACCCUUUAGUUGAACAGAAUUGUUUUUUCAGAUUUUAAAUUUGAAAUGAUAUAAAUGUGAAGAAUUGAAAACCAUAAUGUAGAAUGUUUUAAUGUAGACUGUUUCUGGUCAUCACCAUGUUCACUCAGAAAUAUAUUUUCUUUUCUUUCUGGGUACCCUUUAGAAAUGGUACUAGUCAUUCCCUUUCUGAAGAAGUGGUUUUUAAGACCCACCUAUUUAACAUAAAUGUAUCUGUUAAUCACCUAGAGGUUUCAUUACAUAAUGCCUUUACAUUAUCCUCCAAAGAUGUGCACUAAAAGGGCCUUCAGCAUAGAGGCUGUCAAGAACCUAAAACAUACUCCCCCCCAAUCCCCUACACCCCCACUCCCAAAUUAUACUCAGCAAAGCCAAAGAAAUGCAUGACUUCUCUAAUUUGUUAUUUCAAGGAUUUAGUCAAGAAUUAGAACACAUGCUCCUGAUUGAUUUCCUUCACCGAAAGAAAGCAUUAAUGACUGUGCACAGAGCCUUAACAGUAUUUUGCUCCUUUCAUGGCCUAAGCCAAUAAGCACUGACAUAGCUUUUCUCAGAGUAAAACACAUUUUAUUUUCCAGGGGCUGAUUAAUUUGCACCACUUCAGUCACAAAAAGACUACACAGGUGCCUGUCCUAUGCCAUAUACCAUGUGUUCUAGUUUUGUAAGCUCAAGAGAUUAAUAUGCAAUCAUCAAUAUGAAUGAUUGUGCUGUAUUAAAGUUGAAAUUGGUCUUUUAUUCUAAAUAAAGUGUAGACUUGGUAUCUGUACCGAACUUCACUGAAGAAAUUAAGUUAGAUUCCUUAUUCUAAUGGACUACAUAUAUUUUUCAAUCAAAAUAUAUGAUUAUUUACUUAUCUAUAUUCUUCAGUAAUUAUAACUUUAUAGAUCCUUCAGGGGACCUAAAUUCAAUAUGUGGCCAUGCAGAUGGUUAAUACCUGGGUUUCACCUUUGUGAUUUCUUACUUUUGUAAUAAUUUAUUUUUAAGUAUACAAAGUGGGAUUAUAUUAAUAAUAAUGUUUUUAUUUGGUUUUUACAAAAAUGUGUGAUUGGACAUUACUCUGGAACUUAGAACAAUAUAUGACUAAUAAGGAUGAUUCAAACAAAAUAUUUCACUAUACCAUUAUGGCUUCUCUGCAGGAAGCAAUACACCCAAAUGGUUAAGUGUAGCUAACAUAAUUAUAUUCCAAGGAUGUUACAGAUAAUUCUACUCAGUAGCAAAGCCCAACUCUAUUAGGUGAUUGAGUGUGUACACUGCAAACAAAAGGGGCUAGUGGUGAACAUAUUCCACAUGUUUUUACUUGCUAUUUUGGAAAAAAAAAAUACAUCAGAUGAACAACUUCCUGGGGCAUUCUAAUGUUUUUGUUUGUUUUUAGAGACACUGAGAAAAUUGCAUGACAUUUUGAUAAUACUUUUCUAUAGGGGCUUCCAAUGUUCAAUAUACAGGAAUUUAAUAUUUUUAGCUUUGUUUGCCGUGUUUGUAAUAAAAUAUUUAAAUUGAACAUUUUUAUAAAAAUUAUUUUUUCAGUGCUAUAAUAUCAAAAAUGUAAUUGUAGAAUUAUAAAUAAAAUAGAUCGGGAUAAAAUUUAUAGAUUCAUUGAACAAAACAUAAAGGGUAACUUUACCAAAUAAAUGUACUUUAAUUAAAAACAAAGCACUUAUCCAAGAUAUAUGUCCAUUAUUAAAUUGCACUGAACUAUCUUAGUGUCACCUUUUGUUCAAGAAAGCUUUAUUAUUGUCUGUGAUUGAUGAAUCUUAUUGCAUAUAGAUUUCUAAAGUCAUUUCUGUCCUUAAUUUUUAAUGACAUAAAUUUUAUAGGUAUUUGUCUGCAUUUUUCAAUGACUAUAUAUUGUCAAAAUUUAUUGUUUUUGCAUUUUCCCCAAGUUUGACUGUAACACAGUGUAUAACCAUUUUAUGUUACUUCAAAUGAUUCAAUAUGAAGGUUUUGGUGUGACUAAGAGUGAUAAAAGUGGAUCGAGUUCCCAAAUCCUUUAAGAAUGAGUGAUUAUUUUAUGCUCUACUUGCUUAAAUAUUUGUAUAUAAUGGAAAACAUAGUAAUCUGAAUGAAAAUACCUUCAAAUGACAUGUUUUGAAUCAUAAAUGGAUAUUUUUAAAGCAUAAAUUUCAAGUAUAUUAAUUAAAGUUGAAAAUUAG
Molecule: messenger RNA, 9713 nt
Organism: Mus musculus (house mouse)
Lineage: Eukaryota; Metazoa; Chordata; Mammalia; Rodentia; Muridae
Gene: Naaladl2
Product: N-acetylated alpha-linked acidic dipeptidase-like 2
Exons: 14
Coding region: 513-2900 (795 amino acids)
Cellular component (GO): nucleoplasm; plasma membrane
Source: RefSeq, marked validated